AUAAAACAAACUUGAUGCAGUAGCAAAUAGAGCCGAAUAUUCCACGAAUGGGAAGUGGAUACCUUGUAGGGGAUCCAUUAGCCAUUCUCAAAAAUUACAGGUGAGUUCCAGUAAUUUCAAAACUCAUCCUGUUAGUUCAUACCCACCUCCAACCCUGUUCAGUCUCAUCAUCAGAAAAAUAGCUGAAGCUUCGCCUCCAGAGUAUCAAUGGCAGCUCCAUUUUCAACACUGUCGAAUGUGGGUACCCUUUCAGGUCCAAGAAGCCUCUCCAAGAACAAAAUUGUAAGCUCUACAUGUAAUGCUGUGAGGGUUCCUAGAAAUUUUCUCAUUUCUUCGAUUAUUUCAUCUUCUUCAAGCUCAUUCUCUGGCUCCUUGCGUCUUGCAACCCUUACUCCUUCCUCUUCUCCGAGGAAUUCCUGUCUUCUUCCUCCCGUCCGAGCAAGUGCUGAGGUUGUGGAUUUACAGUCGAAAGUUACCCAUAAGGUGUAUCUGGAUAUAGGCAUUGGGAAUCCAGUGGGUAAGCUUGUUGGCAGGAUUGUGAUAGGAUUGUAUGGUGAUGAUGUACCACAGACUGCUGAGAACUUCCGGGCUCAAUGCACAGGAGAGAAGGGCUUUGGGUAUAAAGAUUCCACAAUUCAUCGUGUCAUCAAAGAUUUCAUGAUUCAAGGAGGGGACUUUGAUAAAGGAAAUGGAACUGGAGGGAAAAGCAUAUAUGGACGUACAUUCAAAGAUGAAAAUUUUAAAUUAUCCCAUACUGGACCAGGAGUGAUUAGCAUGGCAAAUGCAGGCCCCAAUACCAAUGGGAGCCAGUUUUUCAUUUGCACUGUGAAGACACCAUGGCUGGAUGGAAGGCAUGUUGUGUUUGGGCAAGUUUUGGAAGGCAUGGACAUAGUCAAACUCAUUGAAUCCCAGGAGACAGACAGAGGAGACCGUCCAAGAAAGAAGGUGGUUAUCAUUGACUCCGGUGAGCUUCCAGUAUCUGAAGCUUGAUUCCGGCCAUCUUCCUUUUGCUCCAUUUUUAACUUCAGAACAGUUUUCCCAGUCUAAAAGGUUAUUUUUUCAUGAGUUUGGAUUUGCUGCGACGUUCUGAUCGCUUGUAUUGCAUCGAGUGCAUUACAGCUGGGUUGGAACUUAUUAACUGAUGAAACAUUGAAAUGUAUUUGUACAAAAUGAUAUUUGCUUAUCAAUGGAUUCAACCCUUUAACCUCAAAUAGGGAAGGAUAUUUUAAC
Molecule: messenger RNA, 1230 nt
Organism: Rubroshorea leprosula
Lineage: Eukaryota; Viridiplantae; Streptophyta; Magnoliopsida; Malvales; Dipterocarpaceae
Source: the annotation of a GenBank genome assembly